Molecule: messenger RNA, 4732 nt
Organism: Macrobrachium nipponense
Lineage: Eukaryota; Metazoa; Arthropoda; Malacostraca; Decapoda; Palaemonidae
Gene: Parg
Exons: 21
Coding region: 282-3827 (1181 amino acids)
Biological process (GO): carbohydrate metabolic process; regulation of DNA repair; ATP generation from poly-ADP-D-ribose
Cellular component (GO): cytoplasm; nucleus
Molecular function (GO): poly(ADP-ribose) glycohydrolase activity
Source: RefSeq, a predicted model, not a curated record
UUGAUUGCUUAGUUAAUAUUAAAAACUAAUCAUAAGAGGAGCAAAAAUUUGAACAUUAAAUAUGUUCAGACUGAUAUUAUUAGCCUCCCAAUGCUUCAAUUAUAAUGAUUCUUGCUUUCGAAGCUAGUUCUUGGCGGAUAAGAGGUAAUUCUUAACAAAAUCGUAGCCCUCAUGUGUGUUUGCUGGUUUACUGCUUGCGGAAUUAUGUGCAAUUGCUUCACAGCUAAGAACAAUAACAAAUACAUGACAAACUUUGCUACGAGGUUGAGUAGUAGCAAGUAAUGUCUGAGACACCACCCAGGAAGAAAUUACGUCAGACUUCUCUUACUGAUAUGUUCAAACCAGUGAAGAAAGACAUAAAAGCUGUGGAAACUGAAGUUGAUAUGCAAGAAGCAAAUUUGGGACACUCUUCUACACUUUCCAUUGAUCCCGGCUCCACAUCUAGUGCAAUGUUCUCAGGGGAAGAAGCAGCGUUUGGUGACAGCUUUACCUUAAAGGAAAAGAGCCCUCAGAAACAUGUUACAAAGAAACACCUCAUUGGUAAACUUAAAAAGAAGCGCAAACACAUAGCUGAUCCAAAUUUGAACAUUGUUUCCAAAGGGUCAGCAGGAGUAUCAGGAGAGUCUCACAAAGAGUCGUCUGAUUUAUCACCGUCCAAGAUAUCAUGGAGAGGUUGUACUCUAUCAUCUUUACAAGUCCUGAAUAACUGUAGCCGUCAUGUUCCUACUGUUCAUCCUGCUUCAGACCACACUGUAAUGGUUAAAUUACCACUACCAGACACCGGCCCUCCUGAGCCUCAUCCCUCAUCUUAUUCAGAUAUUUGGGACCAACAUCAUGUCCGUAUGCCCUGUUCUCCAAAGAGUCUUUAUCCAAUCACAUCUGGAAACGAGUCAUUAGUUGUGAGAUGGUCCGUUAUAAGUAAAGCACUUAGGAGGGAGAUGAAAUGUGUUAAUGACCUACAAAGAACAAUUUUAGAAUACAAUACCAGAUAUGCAGAGAAGUGGAAUUUCAAAGGACUUCAUGAACUUUUAGAUGAGGAAUUUGAAGAUGAAGAACGGGCUUACUUUUUUCCAUCACACUUUACCAGCAAUAGCUCUUUUAGCAUUGGAUCUACCCAAUCUUGUUACGCAGCCUCCUCCCCUGCUUACCCGUCAUUCUACACAUUCUAUUACGCUUCUCAGAUUCAGGAAAAGAGCCCUCAGAAACAUGUUACAAAGAAACACCUCAUUGGUAAACUUAAAAAGAAGCGCAAACACAUAGCUGAUCCAAAUUUGAACAUUGUUUCCAAAGGGUCAGCAGGAGUAUCAGGAGAGUCUCACAAAGAGUCGUCUGAUUUAUCACCGUCCAAGAAACUUGAGAGUAGGUUGACAUCGAGUAUGACGUCUCUGUUUACUGAUUUUAUGUCAAGGCUGAGUGAAGAUAGAUCAAGCAAUAGGGAUACUGAAAGUACUAAUCGUUCUUUUCCAGCUCCCCUGCCUGUUCCAGAACCAGCCCUAACCGGUGCUGGGGGUUAUGGGGAUCUGCAAGCCCACAGGGCAGGAUCUGCCGUCCCCCCUGGCGCGGAGCAGGCAGAGUUAGUAGCAGUUUCCCCUUUAAUCCCUAACAAAGAUGGUAAGUUUAUAUCAGAAUUAGGAGACAAAGUGACAGAUAAGAAAAUAGCACCAGGUGUGGAGGAAAAGAUCUCUUUAGCCUUAGAAGAAAGACCAGAAGAAGUGACCAAUAUGAUGAAUUUUGUAUCAUCAACCUCAACAGUGGAGUCUCAACAAGCAUUGAUCAGAGUAGCAGCGCAAGGAGCUAGAUCUCCAAAAGGAACAAGGAUGUCGUCUCCAGACGUCAUGUUCCAUACUGUUCAUCCUGCUUCAGACCACACUGUAAUGGUUAAAUUACCACUACCAGACACCGGCCCUCCUGAGCCUCAUCCCUCAUCUUAUUCAGAUAUUUGGGACCAACAUCAUGUCCGUAUGCCCUGUUCUCCAAAGAGUCUUUAUCCAAUCACAUCUGGAAACGAGUCAUUAGUUGUGAGAUGGUCCGUUAUAAGUAAAGCACUUAGGAGGGAGAUGAAAUGUGUUAAUGACCUACAAAGAACAAUUUUAGAAUACAAUACCAGAUAUGCAGAGAAGUGGAAUUUCAAAGGACUUCAUGAACUUUUAGAUGAGGAAUUUGAAGAUGAAGAACGGGCUUACUUUUUCCAUCACACUUUACCAGCAAUAGCUCUUUUAGCAUUGGAUCUACCCAAUCUUGUUACGCAGCCUCCUCCCCUGCUUACCCGUCAUUCUACACAUUCUAUUACGCUUUCUCAGAUUCAGAUUGCAUCUCUUCUUGCAAAUGCAUUCUUUUGCACUUUUCCACGGAGGAACGCCAAAGGAGGAGAUACCGAGUAUGCUAGCUAUCCAGAUAUUAACUUUAAUAGACUAUUUUCACACAAGGAGAAGCGAUCGUUAGAGAAACUGAAAUGCCUAAUCAACUACUUCCGUAGAGUAACGAAAAAGAGACCAGAGGGAUUGGUGACUUUUACAAGGCAGUACAUCAGUGUUAGUGAGUUACCCUCUUGGGAAAGCUCAUCACAUCAUCUUCCUGAUCUUCACUUGGAUUCUAGUGGUCUAAUAGAGGAAAAGGAAGGACUUCUGCAAGUUGAUUUUGCUAACAAGUUUAUUGGAGGUGGUGUUCUUGGUCUUGGAUGUGUACAAGAAGAAAUACGUUUUGUUUUGUCACCAGAGUUAAUAGUGUCACGCUUGUUCACACAAAUCUUAGACAAAACAGAAGCCCUCAUUAUCACAGGUGCUGAGCAAUACAAUCAAGGAAGUGGUUAUGCAUCCACCUUUUGUUGGACAAGUAACCACCAAGAUUCUACUAAAUGCGAUAUUUGGAAGCGCCGUUUAUGUCAAGUUGUUGCAAUUGAUGCCUUACGGUUUACUCGCCCAAAAGUUCAGUACAGGCCACCACUCAUUUUACGUGAACUUAAUAAGGCAUAUGCUGGAUUUAGAGCUUUAAAGGGAAGCGUUAGCACUCCUAUAGCCGUUGCUACAGGAAAUUGGGGCUGUGGUGCUUUUAAUGGCAACGCUAGAUUAAAGGCAUUAAUUCAAUUAGCUGCCUGUGGCUUUACAGGCCGGAAUGUUGCCUAUUUCACUUUUGGUGAUGAAAAAUUACGAAACGACUUGUCUACAAUGCACAUUUUUCUUAAGGAAAACAGUAUUACAGUAGGGGAACUGGUACAAGUGUUAAUGCAUUAUGGACAGAGAGAGUGGGCAGAUGGCUCUGACUUGUAUCAGUAUAUCUAUCAUAGCUUGGGAUCAUAUGAUUCCGAUACCGAUGAAGAAAAUGGAGAUUUUAGUGGGUCUACUGCAAAAAAUGAAAGGACAGAUGCAUCCCAAAAGUCAUCUAACACAGAGCCCAAGUGCACAAAGUCCAGCCAUCCUAAAAAAAAUGGUAGUCAACAUAGCCUGGCAUCUAGUUCAAGUUAUGGAGAACCAUGUAAUAACUCUGCAUCAUCAAGCACCUUACCACAAAUUACGGCUCAAUCAUCACACAAGAAAGAGGAAAAUUUAACAGAAGAAAAAAUAGUCCAGGUUUUGAUGGAAUGUGAUCGUUUAGUUGAAGGCCAGAAAUGGAAGAACCCUGAAAAAAGUUUUUCUGAUGGAGUGGAAGUGCAUGAAGAUAAUAAAUUUCUUUCAGAGAGUAGUGAUGGCAAAUCACAAUUAAGCAAGGAUUCCAGUGACAUCACAACAAAGAUUCAUGAGAAGAGUAUUGAUAAAACUAGUAAAAGCUUAAGUGAACCAAUCAGCCUAUUAGCUUGUUUAGAUGGCAUUGAUAAACAGGCUGUUACUUAGAUAGUUCUUAUGUUUUAGGACUGUUUGUCAUUCAGGUCGUAAAUAUUUAAUGAUUUUCUCUUAUUUGAUUCGUAAUAGAUGCAUUGUAAGAGAAUGAAUGUUGGUACAUGUUCAUUUACACCGUGAUACAGAAUGAUACAGAAAAACUGAAAUAGGAAUGAUCUUUUAAGUGGAUUUUGAAUUUCAAAUAUGAAUUUCUGAAAUUGAAGUUUUUCCAAAAAGAGGAAGUACUUAGACAUAUUUCGUGCAUUGUUUAAUAUGGAAAAUAGUGACAUUAUAAAUGUGAAUAUAACUUGAAGGCCUUUUACUCAGUAUUUGGUAGCAGACAAGUUAUUAGGUACUGGGUGGCAUGUGCGACAAUUAUAUAGUUAGGUUGCAGUAAAGACUGAUUUAAAAUAUUUGUGUGAUGGAACCUUCUAAAUUAUACUACAGUGACAUAUUUAUAUUUGCCCUAGGCACUCAGUAUUAUUUUAGAGACCUCCCUCAAACUGUAAAAGACAUUUUGGUAGCACUGAAUUGUCAUUGUUCUGACCAUCUGUAGAUGCAAGUAAAGAAUCAUUGAAGGAUUUCUGUUAAUUGUUGAUGAAGAGUAAUAGGGAAAUUUUCUCUUUUUAGAAAGCCAACUUAAACUUGAAUAGCAUUGCUUCAGGAAAGUGUUGAUUAAGCACUAUUGAGAGACUCAUAAUAAGAACUAUUUGCUUAAGUCUAAUAGCCAGAUACUCUGGAUACUGUAUUGUGUGAUCAUGCUAGCUGUACAAAAAAUCUUUUUUCCAAUUAUGUUUGAGUUUAAAUUUAAGCCUGGAAAAGUAAUUGUUAACUUAACAUCUGUGUACUUGAGUGUAAACAUAGAAAUAUUUUGGGUCCACAUUGUUGUGAACAUUAAAUGAAAGAUGGUAAUUUUAAAA